UCGAUCGGAACUUGUUCUUCUCCCCUUGUUGCAUCUGCUACCUCUGCUAUAGGUUUCGUUUCAAGGAGCUUUUUGUGGUAUAGUUGGUGAUACAUUUUUGACAGGGUAAUAUUCUGUGAUCGAGAACAGGGGUCGAUUCGAUGGGUUUAUCCCUUUCCUUGCUUUCCUGGGGUUGGAUUGAAUGCAUGAGGAGCAAAAUAUUUGGGUUGCCGGAAACGACAGAUGCUUUGGUGAGAUCUAUCAGCUUUGGUGAUCAGAAGGACGUGAAGAUGACCCUGAGAUCACUCAGCUUCAAACGAAGUGAUUCAUCGAAAAAGAUGGUGUCAAAGGUAACCGAUACCUCGGCGAUGGAGAAGUCAUUAAGCUUCAAAGGAUGGGAACAAGAAACGGCCUUAUCAUUCAAGAAUGAAGUCACGGAUGGGAACGAAACAGCACAAGGCUCGUUCGAGAGCACCAUGAAGAUUGCAGUCCCGCAGUGCCCUUUCGAGUUCUCUUCUCCGAGGCCUUUGAGUGAGCUUGACGCAGCUGCCACGAAGCUGCAGAAGGUGUACAAGAGCUACCGAACCAGAAGAAAUCUUGCAGAUUGCGCGGUCGUGGUUGAGGAGCUCUGGUGGAAGGCGUUAGACUUUGCAUCUCUGGAACAUAGCUCUGUGUCAUUCUUCAAGGUCGAAAAACCAGAGACUGCAGUUUCGCGAUGGGCAAGGGCAAGAACCAGAGCAGCAAAGGUUGGCAAGGGGUUGUCAAAAGAUGAAAAGGCUCAGAAGCUAGCACUACAGCACUGGCUGGAAGCUAUCGAUCCACGGCAUCGGUAUGGGCACAAUCUGCAUUACUAUUAUGAUGUCUGGUUCGAGAGUGAGAGCACCCAACCAUUCUUUUACUGGCUGGAUGUUGGUGACGGAAGGGAGAUGAACCUUGAAAAGUGCCCCAGAAGCAAGCUUCAAAGCCAGUGCAUCAAAUACCUUGGACCAAAAGAGAGAGAAGCAUAUGAAGUCAUCGUGAAGAACGGAAAGCUUCUCUAUAAACAAACUGAAAUGCCUGUCUGUACCAAGGAAGGCUCCAAGUGGAUAUUUGUCCUCAGCACCUCGAGAGUACUGUAUGUGGGUCAGAAGAAGAAAGGCACGUUCCAGCACUCCAGUUUUUUGGCUGGUGGAGCCAUAACAGCAGCUGGAAGAUUGGUUGCUGCAGAAGGGGCAUUGGAGGCCAUAUGGCCAUACAGUGGUCAUUACCUCCCGACAGAAGAAAACUUCAGGGAAUUCAUCAUCUUCCUUCAGGACAACAAUGUAGACCUCAGCAAUGUGAAGAAAUGUUCGGUCGACGAUGAUGAGCACCCUUCCUUUAGAAAGCGUGCCAAUGAUGUGGAGGCCGCAGCUGAGGAGGCUGGGAAGGCAAAGGCUGUAGAACCUAUGGGGGAUUCCACAGAGCAUGACAAGGCCGUGGCGUCGCAGUUUGGCCAACGCUUACCGUGCAAGUGGACAACCGCUACCGGAGCUCGAAUCGGAUGCGUGCGGGAUUACCCAGUCGAUCUCCAGACUAAGGCACUUGAGCACGUGAACCUCUCCCCGAGAGUGACUCCCUCGCACAGUAGCCACCGAGUCCCGAUCCCAUCUCCUCGACCAAGCCCCAAGGUGAGGCUUUCCCCGAGGCUUCACUACAUGGGCAUCCCAAGCCCCACCGUCUCCCUCACUCUACCCAAGCACAGGAGGAGAUUGCGUGAUGACGCUGGUAGCGCCGAUCACUGAUGUUUCAGCGAGUCCAAAGCUUCGGUGCACUGACAGACAGUAUCAUACAAGCUUACAUUUUGCACAGCGAUUUUUUUUUCGUUCUUUGAAUUGAUUACAGAUUUGUCUGAUCACUGAAGCAUUUGAUUAGUUUCGUACUUUUUCUAGACAUUCAUUUGAUCGUGAAGAAAUCUUCACUUCUUUCUUUUGGUCUUUUGGUCAUGGAAUUGUAGAAGAACUCUAUGUAACUGUUUUAUUGAAAGAAUAUGGUUCUUCA
Molecule: messenger RNA, 1995 nt
Organism: Musa acuminata subsp. malaccensis (wild Malaysian banana)
Lineage: Eukaryota; Viridiplantae; Streptophyta; Magnoliopsida; Zingiberales; Musaceae
Product: IQ domain-containing protein IQM1
Source: RefSeq, a predicted model, not a curated record